Hemiscyllium ocellatum (epaulette shark) is the source of this 897-nucleotide messenger RNA. RefSeq names its product beta-1,3-glucuronyltransferase 2 (glucuronosyltransferase S) (gene b3gat2). The transcript has 4 exons. Lineage: Eukaryota; Metazoa; Chordata; Chondrichthyes; Orectolobiformes; Hemiscylliidae. The coding region runs from base 1 to 897 and encodes 298 amino acids. The record is from RefSeq and is a predicted model, not a curated record. Gene Ontology annotation, molecular function: galactosylgalactosylxylosylprotein 3-beta-glucuronosyltransferase activity. Gene Ontology annotation, biological process: carbohydrate metabolic process; chondroitin sulfate proteoglycan biosynthetic process. Gene Ontology annotation, cellular component: Golgi membrane.
AUGAAAUCCGCGGUGGUUGUUCGGCUCUUCCUGAUGCUGCCCUGGCUGCUCGUUAUCCUGGUCGUGGUGGAUAUCGAGCCAGGGAGACUCUCUGUCCGGAGCCCUAUAGCCCCAGACCAGCUGAGCAGGACUCUUAAACCAGACUCCCUCUCCAACCAGUCCAUCCCCACUAUCUAUGCCAUUACGCCGACCUACAGCAGACCGGUGCAGAAAGCUGAGCUGACCAGACUGGCCAAUACUUUCCGCCAGCUGCCCCAUUUCCACUGGAUACUGGUGGAGGACUCCGCUUUCCGCAGCCGCUUGGUCACCGAGCUGCUAGCCCACUCGGGAGUACUGUCCUACACUCAACUCCAUGUACCAACCCCCCGGAGGUACAAGCGCCCAGGGCUGCCCCGAGCCACCGAGCAAAGGAACGAAGGACUGAGCUGGGUCCGCCGCAACAGGUCCCUCCGCAACUCCGGGGUCAUCUUCUUUGCGGAUGAUGAUAACACCUAUAGCCUCGAACUGUUCCAGGAGAUGCGACGGACCCAUAAAGUGUCUGUGUGGCCGGUUGGAUUGGUUGGUGGACGACGUUAUGAGCGCCCAAUAGUGAAAGAAGGGCAUGUUGUCGGCUGGUACACAGGUUGGAGACCAGACAGACCCUUCGCCAUUGACAUGGCAGGAUUUGCCGUGAAUCUGAAAGUUAUUCUAUCACAUCCUGAAGCUGUGUUCAAGCGGGGUGGAUCACAGCCAGGAAUGCAGGAAUCAGACUUUCUGAAACAGAUUACAACAGUCCAAGAACUUGAACCAAAAGCUGCUAACUGCACCAAGGUGCUUGUUUGGCACACACGGACCGAGAAGGCAAACCUUGUAUAUGAACCCAAGCACAACCAGGAUGUAAUUCAUAUUGAAGUCUAG